AUCCCAACUUCAUCUCUUCUUCUUCUUCCGUAACUGCCAUUAAACACCAACUACCUGAACCACCCACCACCCACCCCCUACCCUUACCCCUACCCUUACUCCUACCUAUGUCCCUACUCAUCUCUCCAGCUCCUAAUGGUUUACCGGUAACGGCGCCGGCGCCGGAGGAGGAGGCAGACGAGGAGUCUCUCACUCAGCCACUACUACUCAACGGCCUCCGGCGAUCAGCAUCCAACACCACUUCUCAGGUCGCCAUCGUCGGCUCCAAUGUCUGCCCAAUCGAAAGCCUCGAUUACGAAAUCUCAGAGAAUGAUUAUUUCAAGCAAGAUUGGAGGAGGGGAGAGAAGAUUCAGACAUUGCAGUACAUAUUCAUGAAAUGGAUGAUGUGCUUUUUCAUUGGAUUGCUUGUCGGCCUUGUUGGUUUCUGUAACAAUCUUGCAGUUGAGAACAUUGCUGGAACGAAAUUUGUGGUUACCUCUAAUAUGAUGCUAGCGAGAAGGUAUACAACGGCUUUUCUUGUAUUUGCAUCUUCCAAUUUCGGAUUGACAUUAUUUGCCAGCCUAAUUACCGCUUUUAUCGCACCAGAGGCUGCUGGUUCAGGUAUACCUGAAGUUAAGGCUUACUUGAAUGGUGUAGAUGCACCAGCAAUAUUUUCUCUAAGAACGUUGUUUGUCAAGAUUGUUGGUAGCAUUUCUACCGUAUCAGGAUCUCUUGUAAUUGGAAAAGCAGGUCCCAUGGUUCACACAGGUGCUUGCAUUGCAGCACUAAUGGGUCAAGGCGGUUCAAAGAAGUAUGGAUUGACUUGGAAAUGGCUGAAGUAUUUUAAAAACGAUAGAGAUCGACGGGAUCUCGUAACAUGUGGAUCAGCUGCUGGGAUGGCUGCUGCUUUUCGAGCUCCUGUUGGUGGUCUGUUGUUCGCUCUAGAAGAAAUGACAUCUUGGUGGAGAAGUGCUCUCUUGUGGAGAGCCUUUUUCACUACGGCUGUGGUUGCAAUUGUGCUUCGGGCUUUGAUUGAUGUUUGUUUGAGUGGCAAAUGUGGACUCUUUGGUAAAGGAGGUCUCAUAAUGUUCGAUGUCACGUCAGCUAAUAGCGCAUAUCAGAUCUGGGAUGUGCCUCCUGUUCUUUUUCUAGCAGUUUUUGGAGGCAUAUGGGGAAGUUUAUACAACUUUUUACAGGAUAGGGUUCUGCGGAUUUAUAACCGAAUUAACGAGAGAGGAGCUGCUUAUAAAAUAGUUCUAGCUCUUGCAAUCUCCAUCUUCACAUCUUGUCUUCUAUUUGGAUUACCAUGGUUGGCGUCUUGCCGCCCUUGCCCUUCAGAUACAUCAGAACCUUGCCCCACAAUUGGACGGAAUGGUAACUAUAAGAAGUUUCAAUGUCCUCCAGGUCACUACAAUGAUCUUGCCAGUCUAUUUUUCAACACAAAUGAUGAUGCAAUCAAAAACCUUUUCAGCAAGGAUACUGAUGCUGAGUUUCACCAUCUUUCGAUGCUAAUGUUCUUUAUCACCUGUUUUUUCCUGAGCAUCUUUAGUUAUGGGAUAGUCGCACCGGCAGGUCUCUUUGUGCCUGUCAUUGUGACAGGUGCCGCUUAUGGUCGAUUUAUUGGGAUGAUGUUUGGUUCGCACUCGACUCUUAACCAUGGCCUGUUUGCUGUUUUAGGUUCAGCUGCCCUUCUUGGGGGUUCUAUGAGAAUGACAGUUUCGUUAUGCGUAAUUAUCCUAGAGUUGACUAAUGACCUCCUCUUGCUGCCUUUAAUGAUGCUAGUUCUUCUUAUAUCCAAAACUGUAGCUGAUACCUUUAAUGGGAAUAUAUAUGAUCUCAUAAUGAAGUUGAAGGGUUUCCCUUACUUGGAAAGUCAUGCUGAACCUUAUUUGAGACAACUGGCAGUCUGUGAUGUGGUCACAAGCCCACUCCAGCUCUUCAGUGGCAUUGAGAAAGUUGGCAACAUAGUUCAUGUCCUCAAAACUACAGGGCAUAAUGGUUUCCCGGUGGUGGAUGAGCCCCCGCUUUCCCAUUCACCAGUUCUAUUUGGUUUGAUACUUCGUGCACAUCUCGUUGAAUUGCUAAAGAAAAAAGCAUUUAUUCGAGAUCCUGUACCUGCUGGAUCCGAUGCCUUUAACCACUUUUCAGCUGAUGAUUUUGCAAAGAAGGGUUUAGACCAUGGAGACAGAGUGGAAAAUAUACAAUUGACAGAUGAAGAGAUGGAUAUGUUUAUAGAUCUGCAUCCUUUUUGUAACACUUCACCCUACACUGUUGUAGAGACUAUGUCCUUGGCGAAGGCUCUUGUGCUCUUCCGGGAAGUUGGUUUAAGGCAUCUGCUGGUAAUACCCAAGGUUUCCGGGAGAGUACCUGUUGUGGGUAUUAUUACAAGGCAUGAUUUCAUGCCAGAGCAUGUGCUAAGCUUGCAUCCGUCGUUGGCUAAGAGCAAGUGGAAAAGAUUAAGGUUCAAGUUACCUCCCUUGGUUAAAUUCUUUUAGGGAUUACAUCUGACUUCGAAAAUAGUCCGGCUGAGGUGUGUGAAUAGAGCUGUACAACAUGGCUGCAAGAUGCUAAGUGGUAUAAUUUUUGUUCCAUAGUUUCCUUGUCAAACUCAAAGAUCCUAAGGGUCUUCAUUCUGUAUUUAUUUAGCUUCCAUCAAUCAAUUCAGUUAUGAAUAAAUACUUUCAUGUUUGUCA
Messenger RNA from Nicotiana attenuata, 2672 nucleotides. RefSeq names its product putative chloride channel-like protein CLC-g. The record is from RefSeq and is a predicted model, not a curated record. NCBI's taxonomy places the organism in Eukaryota, Viridiplantae, Streptophyta, Magnoliopsida, Solanales, Solanaceae. Bases 108 to 2474 code for a protein of 788 amino acids. The transcript has 7 exons. Gene Ontology annotation, biological process: chloride transport; transmembrane transport. Gene Ontology annotation, cellular component: intracellular membrane-bounded organelle; plant-type vacuole membrane. Gene Ontology annotation, molecular function: voltage-gated chloride channel activity.